Messenger RNA from Phialemonium atrogriseum, 1073 nucleotides. Its product is annotated as ribosomal protein L10e/L16. The transcript has 5 exons. Gene Ontology annotation, cellular component: cytosolic large ribosomal subunit; ribosome. Gene Ontology annotation, molecular function: structural constituent of ribosome. The record is from RefSeq and is a predicted model, not a curated record. NCBI's taxonomy places the organism in Eukaryota, Fungi, Ascomycota, Sordariomycetes, Cephalothecales, Cephalothecaceae. Bases 203 to 868 code for a protein of 221 amino acids. Gene Ontology annotation, biological process: ribosomal large subunit assembly; translation.
GCCCUAAGUGCCCCACUUUAAGCGAUAAAGUGGGGAGCCGCCUAGAUUUGCCACAGGCUUACCUGAGCCCCGAGCCACGGACUGCUUUGAAAUCAAGCACAGGACGACCUAAAAGAGUUGGCCAUUCUCCGCCGAGUUUCGUACUCUCACCUUACAACACCACCUCUCUACCCGUAAUAUCACCGAAGCAAAAUCAAUCAAGAUGGCGCGUCGUCCUGCGCGGUGCUACCGCUACUGCAAGAACAAGCCGUACCCUAAGUCGCGGUUCAACCGUGGUGUCCCCGACCCCAAGAUCCGAAUCUUCGACCUUGGCCGAAAGCGUGCGACUGUCGACGACUUCCCCCUCUGCAUUCACCUCGUCUCCAACGAGUAUGAACAGCUGAGCUCCGAGGCCCUCGAGGCUGCCCGUAUCUGCGCCAACAAGUAUCUUGUCAAGACAGCCGGAAAGGAAGGGUUCCACCUCCGGGUGCGCGCCCACCCCUUCCACGUCGUCCGUAUCAACAAGAUGUUGUCGUGCGCCGGUGCCGAUAGAUUGCAGACCGGUAUGCGUGGUGCCUUCGGCAAGCCGAACGGUAUCGUCGCUCGUGUCAACAUCGGCCAGAUCCUCAUGAGCGUCCGCACUCGUGAUUCCAGCCGCGCGUUCGCUCUCGAGGCCCUCCGUCGAUCUCAGUACAAGUUCCCCGGUCGGCAAAAGAUUAUCGUCUCCAAGAACUGGGGCUUCACUCCCCUCCGCCGCGACGAGUACCUUGAGAAGAAGGCCGCUGGCCGUGUCCGUGUGGAUGGUGCCUAUGUCCAGUUCCUCAGCAACCGUGGAAACCUGAAGAAGAACAUGAAGCUUUACCCCGAUGCGUUCAGCACCGAGGCGUAGAUGGGUGUGCAAGGCAAGAAAGGCAUCUGGCUUCGGAGUGGCGCAAAACGGUCAUAUCAGGACUGAGUUGAAGGCCCAGAUGUGAUAUGAUUUAUUCGUGACAAGCGGAAUUUGCUAUUACAAUGAGAGGACGCCCUGGCUCACCGUCUUUCCGGGCGUGGGUUUCCGUUGCAUUCUUACAACUGCCAGCUCCCUACUAACCCGU